ACAUGGUCUUCAAACAUCGUAGCAGCGCCGAAAAGUUCGAGAUCCAGCUUCUCGCUGAAGCCGGUCCAAAUGUGUACUUCACCGAUCUUGUAGGAAGCAAAGACGAUGCGAACCCUAUCACAGGUUCGUGGUUUCGACUUGAGAAAGGUCCGGUGGCCAUACCGCCUCAGUAUGAAUAUGAUGAGGUCGGCAUCAUUAUUGAAGGCACCAUGACGCUAGAGGACGAGACAGGUCAGCAGAAGACAAUGCGUGCUGGCGAUACCUUCGUCGUGCACAGGGGUAGCACGAUCAAGUUCACCACUGAUGAUUAUGGGAUUGCGUGGAAGUGUUCCGCGCGAAUGCCUUCGAAGCUUUGAUGAAGUAGUGAUGGUGGUGGCGCUGAGAUAGAAGAGGUGGGGAAGAACAGCCCGCUUAGCGCG
This is a messenger RNA of Macroventuria anomochaeta, 419 nucleotides long. RefSeq lists its product as uncharacterized. The record is from RefSeq and is a predicted model, not a curated record. NCBI's taxonomy places the organism in Eukaryota, Fungi, Ascomycota, Dothideomycetes, Pleosporales, Didymellaceae. The annotation marks the transcript as partial. The transcript has 3 exons.